Molecule: messenger RNA, 6715 nt
Organism: Asterias rubens (European starfish)
Lineage: Eukaryota; Metazoa; Echinodermata; Asteroidea; Forcipulatida; Asteriidae
Exons: 8
Coding region: 233-5050 (1605 amino acids)
Source: RefSeq, a predicted model, not a curated record
AGUAAACUGCACACAGCCAUUAUCACCCAGCAUACAGCGUAGCUCAUUUUUAACUGUGAUGUGCACUGAACAACAACCGAAUCGGGCGAAGAAUGGGUAUUUGUUUCAUCGCACAGAGUUUGCUUGGCCAGACCUAUUUGAAAACGGUGACGAAGUGAGUUGGUUUGGCCAAUAAUUCUUGAAAGUGUUGAAGACGGUCGAACCUGUGCUUACAGCAUUAAGGGAGUCAACGAUGCCAAGAUCGUCUAUAGGCCUGCGAGUGGCUUUUGUCUACUUCGUGAUUGGACUUGCAAGGAGUAGCAUUUGUCCAGCUGAUAGAGCUCUUGCAAUCCAUGAUGUAACGAGCGCCACCAACGGCCAGGUCACAAUCCAGCAAGGUAUUCUUCAGCAAAUUCCGUGCACUACUUUUCGACCGGGCGAGAGUGUAGCCGGUGUUCUUUGGUACCGUGGCAACAGUGACAUCGACCCUCGAAAAGAAAGACUGAUUGGGCAGAACGACAAUAGGGCAAACCAGAAGUAUGCUCUAACGUCAUACAACGGACUGAUCAUUAAAGACGUCACCAAACAGGACGAGGGGAAUUAUGUCUGCAUUGUUGUUCCUCACGAAGCGAUCAACAGAUAUAGCGUGGUUGAAGUACAUGUUAUAGAAGGCGUGUUUCAAGCCGUAGAAGCUGACCUCAUAACUACGUCUAGCUUGGCUCAAUCUUUACGUCACAGAAUACCAUGCCGGUGUGGUAUGACGUCAUCUUCAACGGUGUACUGGUCACAGGGAACCGGUGUUACGAGUGGAACUGAUAUUCUCGGUGCCAGGUUCCCCGGUGGAACUGUACUUCAGUUCCAAGGUCGAGUUGGUAUCGGUGUAGCUUCGACCGGUUCGCUAAUACUCAACUCUCUUCAAAACACCCGAGAAACUGCGAGGUUUUGGUGUCACGUUUUCGAGCUGGACGGGUCUUUGAUGAAUUGUUACGUCGACGCAAAGAUAGUGAAAGAUGAUGAAAAACCGUCAAACAAUGCCCUUCAAUCUUCAACAGAUUCCUUCUACGUUCUUAAAGGUGAAGAUCAAACACUGCCGUGUACCGAUGGACCAAUUAGCGAGCAGACAUGCGACGUACAAUGGUUUAAAAAUGCCUCAUCAGAAAUAGAACUUCUUGUGAACUAUACCGCCUUGAAUGAUGUCACGUAUGACGAUGCGGGUUUUGGUCUCGGUAGUGAUUUUGCUCUUUUAAUAAAAUCUGCAGAUGAAGAAAAUGACGGGAUAUACAUCUGCAAGAUGAAGUCUGGAUCCCAGCGUAUGGAGGUCCGAGUUAUUGGUGAUACGUUUCCACUUGACAAGGGCAACAUUUCAAGAGUUGAAGAAAUAACUUUUGAGCCUGGGCAGAAUUACACGCUAGAAUGUACGGUUGGUUUGAACACCACAAAAAGCAGAACAGCAUUUUGGUCAUUCGGUCAAAAAGAUGCAAUAAACACCACCGUUAUCGGAACAUUCAAAUCCCCGGAUAGUUUGGUGAACGCAGAGAGCAUUGGAAGGAACAGCUGUUAUAGUAUCACCGUUGAUGGCGCUCUACUGCUGACCGGCUGCCUGAUUGAUAGUGACGUCAGAUACUGGUGUCACGUGUUCCUAGACGGUGUACUGUACCGAUACUAUGUGGAUUUGGUCGUCGUACAAGAUUCGUCGAAGUCUUUCUUGGGUCCCUUCUGGAUAAUAAUCCCCAUUAUCGCAAUUGUCAUCAUCGUGUGUUUAGUGACUGUGCUCUGCUGGAAAUCCCGAGUAGUCAAACCGUCUUGCUCCAGUUACGUCAUGGUUGAUGUCGAAGAUUCUGACGCAGAGCUGAUUAGAGUAGUCAAGGACGAAGUAAUGGUGAGGGUUGCAAGAGUUCCAAUAACACCUUGGGCUACAGACGACACCCCAUCAUGCUACAAACCAAUGGUAGACGUCUACAUACCACCCCAAUUGUUCAUCAAACACAAAGCAGCCGAGCACACCAUACGGUAUCAGUUAGAAUCAGACGACCAACUCUUUGACGAUGGUAUCUCACAGUUAAAAAGUAAGCAUGUUAUCCUUGAGGGUAGGGCAGGUAGCGGGAAAACCACUCUCUUGCACAAGAUUGCGUUUGAAAUGUGCAUUGGGAAAGCCGAAGCAUUGGAGAGACAGGUUAGGUUGGUGCUGGUCUUAACAGCUAGGGUACUCCUUCAACAUGGAAAUCUUGGUGACGCAGUCUUUCAACAGUUAGGUCAACCACAACACACAAAGAUAUCGCCAAGUUCUAUCAAUUUAUUUUGCAAAAGACACACCUUGGAUGUGGCGAUUCUUGUUGAUGACUGCGAGGAAGUUGGACAAGUCUUGGAGUUUAUCAGAAUGCAAGGUCUGUUUGGUGCUUACGUCGUUUUGGCAACAAGACAAAUACGGGAUGCAGAUUUUAGAUCUGAGUUUGAUUACCGUCAUGUCACAGUCUCUGGCUUCACACCGACAAGUUCUCGAGGGUUCAUCAAAUGUGUUCUUGACAACAGCAAGAGGAGCGAAGAACUUGUCGGGUAUCUUGACUAUCAUAUUUUACCUCCCGAUGUUGAGUCUCUUCCAUUGAACCUUACGGCUCUGUGUCAGCUAUCUUUGUGGACAGACGGUGAAGUUUUCAGACGUCGCCUUAAAACAAGCGAGUUGUUUUGUAAACUGGUCAAGUGUUUGUUUGAUGGUGCUGCGUGCAGAACAAAACAACAGGGCGAUGGUAGUGGUCAAACCAUGGAAUGCCAUCAAUCAACUCGAGAUCAACCGCGCCAUGGCAGUAGUCAAACCAUGAAAGGCCAUCAACCAACUCGAGAUCAACAGGGCGAUGGUAGUGGCCAAACCAACGCAGGCCAUCAACCAACUCGAGAUCAACAGGGCGAUGGUAGUGGGCAAACCAACGCAGGCCAUCAACCUACUCAAGAUCAACAAGGCGAUGGCAGUGGCCAAACCAUGAAAGGCCAUCAACCAACUCGAGAUCAACAGGGCGAUGGUAGUGGGCAAACCAACGCAGGCCAUCAACCAACUCGAGAUCAACAGGGCAAUGGUGGUGGGCAAACCAACGCAGGCCAUCAACCAACUCGAGAUCAACAGGGCAAUGGUGGUGGGCAAACCAACGCAGGCCAUCAACCAACUCGAGAUCAACAGGGCAAUGGUAGUGGGCAAACCAACGCAGGCCAUCAACCUACUCAAGAUCAACAAGGCGAUGGCAGUGGCCAAACCAUGAAAGGCCAUCAACCAACUCGAGAUCAACAGGGUGAUGGUAGUGGGCAAACCAACGCAGGCCAUCAACCAACUCGAGAUCAACAGGGCGAUGUGAGUGGUCAAACCAACGAAAGCCAUCAACUAAGCCAACAUCAACAGAAAAUGCUGGUUAAUUUGGGAAAGAUAGUAAUACCAAGGGUUUUACAGAAUCAUGGCCUAUUUUGUGAGCUGUCCCGAAAAGAUGUUGAUCAGUUUGUUGAAAGCACGAAUAGUGCCUUUGACGAGGGUGUUAGAGUUGGGCUUCUCCGUGAGCGAGUUGGAGGUUCUGCAUCUCAAACAGAACGAACGGCUUACUUUGUCCUAGAGAUUCUCCAAGAUCUCUCUGUCGGCAUCAGUUUGACCCAAACCGAUAAAAGUCUGUCUUCCUAUUUGGAAGAAAUGGUGCUUUUUGGAACGACAUUUGCCAAAGCGUUCCUGUUUGCUGGUUUGCCAAGUCAUAAUGCUUAUCCUUCCAUAAAGGGCGUAAUAAAAAAGACACUUGUAGAUAUUACAAGCAAACUGAAAAGUCUGACACCAGUGUUUGGACAGUCCUUAGCUCCAAUUGAUCAGAAUAAGUUUUUGAAACUAAAACAAAGCUACAUGCACAUGAUUGAAAUGUGUCUCCAACUCCAACAUGAAUCAGGAGGUGGAGUGAGCUUACCGAUCAAGGUCAGAUUAUUGUCAGUAGGGAGUUCCCCUAAAGUCAAAGGCAAGAUUCGCUUAAUAGGGGUCUCAAGUCAUAAGUUACAGUUGCUUUCGUACUCUCUCACACACCUGCAGACAAAAUCGAAGAUCAAGUCCAUCAAGUUGCUUCGAUUUGGCAAACACCCGUCGAAAGAGCUGAGGAAGUAUCUGGGGGAUUUUCUUCCAUACGUGUUUGAAGACACUGAUAAAGAAACGUCCAAACUUGAGGAGACAGAAUUGGUUAAUGUAACGCUGAGUUUGUUGUUGGAAAGGUUUGAAUCUAACCUAAGGGGUGAGGUUGAUGGGAGUUCAUCUAACCUUGACCUAGACACCGGUGUCAUUCUUGCCAUGCAGUCUCCAUUUCUACAAGACGCCAUGCUGUCGCAAUCAGGUGAAUGUUGCUCGUCAACCCCUGCUAGAGACUUUGCCCAUUGUCUCCUCAAGCUGACGAAUUUGGAGGAGAUUGUCUUGAUUGGGUCGAUUCUAGACUCAAAGACCAUCUGCGAGAUGGCGAGAAACCUGAAGAAUUUCAAUCAGUUGAAGAUGCUAGAUCUUCGUCUGAACGAGAAGAUUGACGACUCUGCUUUCAGUGAGGUCACACAAUCAGUCUCUUCUUGCAGAAGCCUGGUUGAUCUUAGACUAUCUCUGUACGAGGUAACUCUGCAAGGGUACGAUGAAGUCACGCGAUGUCUUGAAAACGAUAAAAAUGGUUGGAAGAGAUUGAAGAAACUGUUUCUGCUUCACGGUAAUCAAACAGAAAGGUUUGUGGUAUUUCUAUCCGAAGUCAUGAGGUACCUGAAGAAUAUCAAUGAAUUCAACAUCGCAGCACUCAACUCGUCUGAGGAGUUGUCACAUGAAGCUAUUGCCGGUUUUGAAAGUGCUUUCAAGUCGAUGAAGAUCGGUCAGAAAAACAUAGAGAUUGAGAACAUGGAAGAUUUGAGGGCUAAAAUAAAACCGGCUUCCAAGGAUCAGAAGCAACAAGCUAGGAGUAUCGAGCCGGCAAAGGAGAGCGAAACAUGCGGUGUAUCUGAAACCUCUCUAUCAACAGAUGAAGAUUUCGAGCUUGUCGAACUACUCAACCAAGAUGAGGGUAGCACAGAAGAGCUAGAGAGUGGAGUCUAGCAAUCUAAAAAAUGUCCGCCCCCACCAAUUGUUGUUUUGUUUUAUUAUCAAUAGAAAUAUAUAAAGUAUAAUGUAUAUAGUAGACUGCUCCUACUUUUAUAAUAGUAUUCGUAAUCAUGAAAUCAAAGUAUUUAAUGUGAACUGAAUUACGUUCCGUGAUACUGACAUGUAAACGUGAGCUAAAACAUUGCGGCGCCCUUGGCUGGCUACGUAACGUCACUUAACAAUCAAAAUAGACUCGUGCAGUCGUAACAUCAACAUUCAUGUCAAUUUGUUCUUGCUCCCGCCACACAGAAACAUAAUCGUCGCUGUUUAGGUUUUGAAUGGGUGACCCUUGACCAAGUUGGCUCAAUUAAAAUCCAAGAUGGCGCACUUCAAGGUCAAAGUGGCGCAGGUGGUUAAGUAGUACACAUUGGCGCUAUUACCAGAAACAAUACAUACCACUAUCUACCACUUGUACGCUAGAUCGCCAGGUGGCCACUAUUGUGUACAAAAAAUUACGUUUAAGCAUUUUAGGUGCUACACCGUACCUUAACUUGUUCUUAAUCUAAACUUGGGUUCGAAUGUAAUUUUGCAAACAAUGUGCCUGUAUUUUACAAUUUUGUUGUUGUUUGAUGAGAUACGAAUAUGUUUUUAAAGUACAGAUUCAUGUUAAAUAGUUUGUAGUUUAAAUUUGUAUAGACUGUUAUACGUGUUACUGAUAGAAGUAUUUUUUUUUUUCAUAUUUAGCAAAUCAAACGUUCCUCCGUGACAAGAUACGACUGCUUUCUGAACAAGGGCGUUUUAAUACGUUUACAUUUUUCAGCAUUAGUAAGCAUUCAAAAUUUAUUUAUUGACGAAAAAUGAUAUCUUCCAUUUUAUUAAACAUAAUACUAUAUUUUUGAAAUGGUGCUCGAAUGUAAUUCAGCACAAAUUGCCAAAGUCAAACUAUUUCCAGCAUUUUUAGCAUGAUUCUAAUACAACCAUUGACUUUAAAACGUGUCUUCCAUUUUAAUACACAGAUAAUAUUAUAUUAUUUGAAAUUCUGCUUUAACGUAAUCCCUCCCAAUUUCCAGUGUUUAAUCAUAAUCUUUUUAACAUUUAUUUUACGUAUUUUAUAUUUUAAAGUCCCAAGUUUUGUUUUCUUAUGUUUUAAAGUUUACGGAUAUAUUGACAGUUUUAUUAUGCGCUUCCAUGGGCGUGGCCAUCGUAUGUCGUCCGAUGAUGAAUUUGUCAUUUUAUGUCAUGUACAUGUAGGUAGGAUUUGAAACCUUGCAUGGUUGGAGUACAACUUAAAGAGGUUUGCGAUAACAUCAUGUGAAUAGUUUUGAUGGUGAAAAGAACCGCUGGUAUAACUACUCCAAAAAUCUCGGGUGGUAUUCGAACCCACGACCAUUUUUCACAGAACUCGUGAAAGUACUUGAGUAUACAGUGCUAACACACAUCGGUGUAUGGUUAAAAACCAAAAUUAAUAUUAUCCCGAUGCAAAUCUAACAUCUCUUAUGACUCCUAAAUCAGUUAACAUCAGUUCUUUUCAGAGUCAACACUACUAAAAAGAUAUACCGCGAACCUUUCUUUAUUUUAUUUCAAAAUGUAAAAUGGAGACUAAUUUUGUUUUUGUUACAGUAAAAUUUUGAAUGUUUAAUAUUACCCGCGUUAAUUUCGGACAUUGUUUUUUAGUCGAAA